Spinacia oleracea (spinach) is the source of this 1382-nucleotide messenger RNA. RefSeq lists its product as uncharacterized. Lineage: Eukaryota; Viridiplantae; Streptophyta; Magnoliopsida; Caryophyllales; Amaranthaceae. The record is from RefSeq and is a predicted model, not a curated record. Bases 108 to 1157 code for a protein of 349 amino acids. The transcript is spliced from 5 exons.
CUGAACAGUUUGGCGCCACGUAACACAAUGAACACCAGGCAGCAAACCAUAAACAUUCAUUGUCUCUCUCCUCUGUCCUCUCUGUAACAAUUUUAAUCCGGUUGGAGAUGAUAACAAUGGCGUUAUCAGCCACACCAUUUCGAGCUACACUCUGUAACGCCUCUCAACCACCUUCGAAACUCUCCUUUCCUGGUCGCAUUUCACUCGCUCAUCAUGACCAUCACCAUCACCCACUCAAAUCUCCCCAAAUUAUUUACCCUAAAUCGCCGCCAAUUCGCCGCCGUCAACUCAUAAUCCCUCCUUCUGCAACUCGAAAAUCGUUGAAGAAUUCAAAUAAGGAUUCUGAAUUAGUUGGUGAAGAAAACGAAGAUGAAAUGUUUCAAAGAAGAUUAACACAAGCUGUGUUGUGGGUUAUGGAGGGUGUUUACAUUGUUUGGCUCUUUUUUCUUCCUUUUGCUCCUGGUGACCCUGUAUGGGCUAUCAGUUCUGACACUAUCAACUCUCUUGUGGGCCUUUCUCUAAACUUCUUCUUCAUCUUGCCGAUAACAAAUUCUGUUGGUAUUCAUGCUAUAGAAGCCCCAGUUCUUCACCCAAUGUCAGAAGGGCUCUUCAACUUUGUUGUGGCAUGGACUUUCAUGUUUGCUCCUCUAAUAUACACUGAUUUUAAGAAUGGUAGAUACAAGGGAUCCCUGGAUGUGUUAUGGGGUCUUCAGAUGUUCCUGACAAACACAUUCUUGAUACCCUACAUGGCUAUCAGACUAAACAAAGCUGAUGCGAGGGACUACCCAAGAAAGGCCUCUCAACUGGGCACUAUGAUGAUUAAAGGCGCGCCUGUAGUUGGUUUGAUUGGUGGGGCAGUUUGCGCAAUAUCCAUUAUGUGGGCUCUAUUUGGAAGAAUGGAUGGCGAUUUUGGAAGUGUAAGUGAGAGGUGGAAUUUCUUGUUGAAAUAUUUGGGAUCCGAAAGGCUAGCUUAUGCUUUUAUCUGGGAUAUUGUUCUUUACAUGAUUUUCCAGCCUUGGUUGAUCGUGGAAAACCUAGCAAAUGUUGCAGAGAACAGAGUUGUAUUCGUGAAUUACACUAGAUACGUACCAGUUGUUGGCUUGCUUGCUUAUCUUCUUUGUCUGAAAGGAGAGGGAGCCAUAGAUCAGCUUGAAUAACUGAUUAGAAAAAUAACACAUAAAAUGAGAGUUUAGAACUUUAGUUCCUGCAGUUUUCUUGUUGUAAUAGCAAGUUACUAUUGUGUAACAUUUAGAUCCUCCAGUUUUCCUUAUACAUGUUUAUAGUAUUACCAAAGAAAUAUCAUUCUUCUGUAACAUCUAAACAUGAUUCACUAUUGUGUAACAUUUUUCAGGAGUUAAAAAAAAAACAAAGGUAUUAAUGAA